This is a messenger RNA of Schistosoma turkestanicum, 6416 nucleotides long. The record is from the annotation of a GenBank genome assembly. Lineage: Eukaryota; Metazoa; Platyhelminthes; Trematoda; Strigeidida; Schistosomatidae.
UGCAUCGCCUUUGGUUUGUGUUUUAUCAUUGUUGGUUCACUAAUUUGUUCCUUUAACCAUAAAUUUACCACAAAUAACAUAUUUUUAGGCUUAGUUGUCUCACCCCACGUCAUCGUUGGCAUUUCUAUCCUUUAAACUCUAGAUUUUUUUGAUCAACUAUUAACUAUCUAUUCAUAUUCUGAAAAUUUCCGACGAAUUAAAGAAAUUUUAUAGUAGCAAAAAUGAUAAAUGAUCCGGUAGUUGCUAUAGACAGGUUUAUAAAUGAAUUGACAAUUUCUGUAAUGUUAGAAGAAUCACUUGGUGGCAUGAUAUCACAUGAAGGAAUUAGCCUGAUAAAUAUGGACGUUAUCAGGUCACAAAAGUUAUGGAGCGAAGUUUCUCACCAAAAAUCAAGGUUCAGGGCACUUGAUUGUUUGAUUUCUCGGCUAGCCAAUAUAAAACAUGAGCGUGUUGUGAUGAGGAUUCUUUGGAGUAUAGACUUUGCGAUAGAAAAGGCAUUAUUCUCACCAAGAGAAAUUGCUCAUUCAUUGGUAUGCUCGGAGCAUCUACGUGUAGAGUCUCCUAUCUUGUUUCGGUGCAUAUUUAAGCUUCUUCUGAAGCUCAUUUUCUUCUUGGAUUAUAAGAGCAACCGAGAAGUUUUCAACAAGAGCAUUGAAAAGUCUUCACAGUUUACAGAAAAAAUGUUCUACGACCGCAACUUGUUUUACGCUAUUGACCCUUCGUUAGAGUUAAUACAGCUACUGUUGUGUCGUGAGAUAUGCCUAAUGCCAGCCUACUUCGCUAUGCAUGAACUUAUUCGGAAUUUUUCUAGUGAGUUCGUCGACGCUCCUCAGUUUAUCCAAACAGAAUUUAAUAAAUUUAUGGACAGCUUCAAAAGGCCUGCACGCUUGCUGUAUUCGAGAGUUUACCAUGCAAUGACUCCUUUCUGCGGAAUCACUUCAUUAAGUGCUCCAAACUACAGAUUGGAUUCUUCUAAUCUCGUCUUGACCUCUAUCAAAGGUGCUAUGCGAUAUCCUGACUUCCUUACAAGCUCACAGUUGCCUCUUUUGUGUACAGUUUUGGGUCAGCUGCGAAGUUUUGAGCUUACAACUGGAAUGCUUGAUCCUGCAAAUGGAAAAGUUAAAACCAGAUCUGUAGGUCUGGAACUUGCUUUGGUCGAAUUAAUUGUUCAGGUUAUGGAACUGCUGGAAUCUACAAACGAUGAAACAUGGAACCGUACAAUCUUUGAACAUUUAAUAAGUGUCAUGAUUACCUUCAUGCUGAAUAGCACGGUUAGAUUUAACGAAAUUGUUGUCAAACUUAAUUCAAAAUUAGAAGGUCGUGCGUGGACUAAAUCAAGUCAUUAUGUUAUGUGGUUCGUUUUAAAUGCUACUUCUGGAUUCAUUGGGAAAAAUAUGUUAACGGAUUUUGUCCCUUGCCUCCGGCUUUUCGAUAUUUUGUUCCCCGAAGCGGAAGAUCCUGACCGAGCUAUCGAUCUCCCAAAACCAUGUUGUAGUAGAAAAGAUUCCACUGGUCAGUCAAAUGAUAAUGACAUUAUUUCAGCACAAAAAGAUGGAGUUUUGCCAAAAAGUCUCUUAGGCAAAGAACCAAACAGUAUCACAGAUAAUACUAACCUUAAUGUUUCUCAAUUUCCUAUCCCCAAAAAGAUGGAUAUCGAUAGCUCUGAUCUCAGUCGUGAACUUGUUAACUAUAAAGAUAGCGAAAAUGAAUCUCAGGAACAAAGCUCUACUUCUGCUGAAGACUCAGACAACGAAUGUAAUCAGAAUGAAACCGAGAGUUUACUUCCUCCUCAUUUUCGAUCCUCCACAGCUUGCUGGAAGCGCCAGGGUCGGCUUUUGCACUUGGCUACAGCUCCUGUUUGCCUCUGGCAGCAUGUUUUACGCAAAAGUCGACUUGGUCAAGAUCAUUUACCACGCGUCAUGCCUCCAGCACUAAGACCAAUAGAGGCCCGUAUAUCACGCCGCAUGCAAGCAUUAGUUCAGUCUGUUAGUUCUACUCAAAUAUCUAAUAGUUCUAUUCAUAUGGUUUCAAAGUUGACAUGGAACCAACUUUUCAUUGUGCUCAAUGCUUUUAGUACAGACAACGAAGUUAGUCAAUUAAUACAAAGGUUGGUAGAUACAUUUUGGGCAAAUGAAGUUGCAAAGGAUAAUCAGAAAUUAGAACAUGGACUUUUGUGGUCACGGUUAAUAAAAAAUGGGAAAGUUGAACUGCCAUACGAUCUAUCAACUUACGGUCGUUUACAACCUCUAUCUCAUCAUCUUAUGCGCACAAUGUCUGUUCAUGUAAGAAUGCUCGUCUUACAUUUCUUUUUACAGAAAUUCUCAGUCCUUCCCAAUUCCAAUAUACUGUUCACACCAGCUGUUAUAGAAACAUUUUGCCGUAUUUUAGCCUGUCGUGAAGUGGAAUCAAACAGCGUGAAUAGGAUUCUAUGUCUAUUAACUAAACUACAACCUUUAUGGUCUUACAAUACCGCAAAUACGGAACCCAAAAGUACUGUUUUAUGUUCGACCACUGAUGCAAAAGUCACCAACUACUUUACAUGUUCACUUGUUUACACAUUGCUCGAUACAUUAGGGUUCCGUCUUGCGGAUAUACUUACACCUGAGGUUCGAAUUCAUGCUCUUACUUCGUUAAUAAGUUUAGUGAAAUUAUGGUCCAAUUGGUGUACAUCUAUUCUUGAUAACAGAGAAUCUAAAAGUCUUUGUGAUGUGGCAACUAGUGAAAUUCCUAUUGAACUACAAUAUUUGUUGGAUUGGAAUAUUCUAAAAUUUGCGCGAAGCAUACAAGCCCCAGAUUGUGUGAUUUAUGGGUUUUAUUCAACUCUUACUUCUUCUACAAUUGCUCAAACACAACCGGGAAAUAACAGUUCACAUUCUGUUAAUAAUUCUGUGUGUGUAUCGCAACCACAAACAGUGAAUAUAAUAUCACAACAGAGCAGUGGUUUGGUCAGUAGCACAACUGUCUCUGUUUCAAUGAAUCGACCAUUUAUACCUGUAAAUGCAGGCAUACCGACUUCUAUUUCAUCUUCCAGUACUAUACAACCAUCGAACGAUCCAGUGUUGUCUUCGAAUACGGGUGUAAAUUCACUUACAGGUGGAUCAGGAAAUACGGGUUUUCCGAAUUCAAUACCCGGUUAUCCAUUCUUAAUGUGUGAUAAUAUUGAAGUUAAUCGUUUUGUACUAUACUCCUUAUUGCAAAUGUAUCAUACGUUUGAUUUAGAAGAAGCAAGUGGAGUUCGACCGAAUCUGGUUGAACAAAUUCGUUCAAUGUGUGAACAAUGUGGUCCAAACAGUCUGAUAGAUUUACCACAACUAAUUACAAAACGUUUGCCUGAUUUUCUAAUUCUUGUUAUACGUCAGUUAACUAAUCCAAACACUGGUGAAUUCAACAUUGGUAAUCUAUCUUCAUCGGACUCCGUGAAUAUAGAGUCAAUAGAAUCAACUUUACCGUAUACAGAUAAAUCCACUAGUUUAUCUAAACUUUGUUCGAUGGUACAAGAGGAGUACACUUGUUUUUCUAAUGGAAGCUUUGAAUGGAACAAUGCAAUUAGUCGGGGUAAUGUGUUCUUGUGUUUAUUGUUUCGAUAUUUCAUGGAAUAUCAAAAUAUCCCAAAUAAAGCUAUCAGUGUUUUACAGCGUAUGUCUGCCAAAUUUCUUAAUCGACAACUUCGUAUGCUUUGUGAUUAUGUUGUGGCUUCUUUGACAUUAACUACACAAGUGAAUUUCUCAACUGAAAAGUGUCUAUCUUCGUUAUCAAAUUUCUGUUUACUUUGGCACGUUGUUCCGUUAGAUCGAUUUCUAUUGUUCCUGCUUAUGCAUACAAGAUACCAACAUGCACAACUUGGUACUGUGAAUCGAAUCAUUGUUUAUUUAUUUACACAAUCGGAUCAACUUAUUAGUGGCAUAAAUUAUUUGAAUACUAAAUAUGAGGUUAAUUCUAAUAAUAGUGAUUCAAGUACACAGAGAAGGUCGCCUCAUUUUGACCCAUUGUCUAGUCGGCAUUGGUUUUCGUGUAUUCUUGCUUUGCAUGAAAUUAUUCCUGAUCAGUGGAUCACAUAUCCAAAAUCUUGUACAAUAUCUGGCAAUAAUACUAAUAACGAUUCACUUGAUGAAACGGACAAACCUCCACAUUUACCUGUAUUCUAUGGUCACUUGUUACUACGUUUACUACCACUGUUAGAAGUUGUACUAAUGCAGUUCUUAAUGUGUGAAGUACCAUUCGUUUUAUUGAUACCAUUUUGUCGAGUUGUUGCACCUUUGUUUCGUUAUCACAGACGUCCAGUUAAUGUUUGUUAUACAUUACUACGUGAUCAUGCAGAAUUUACUUUGAAAACUUUACUAUGUAAAUUACCAAAUCAAGUCCACCCAACUUUUCAGUUUCAGUUACCAACUUCUAAAUAUCUAGAUACUUCACCUUCAUCUGAAUUAGAUAUGGAAAAGACUCCGUGGAUUGUUGAUCGUUUAUUAUGUCAAUUAUUUGUUCACUGCGUCAUUAGCAAACACCAACAGCUCGCUAUAAAAGCAGCAAUUAAUCGUUAUUCAAAAAGUUUUAACCAACAACCGUCUUCUGUAAAUGGUUUAUUUACACAAGAAGGAUGGAAUAAUCUUCACUUGUGUGUGAAGCAGUCAGAAGUGUUUUAUGAUGCAAUAUGUAAAAAUCUCAGCAGUGUUAGUAGUGAUAAUCCUAUUGACCAUGACAGGACUGAUCAGUCUGUUGUAAAUAUUUUACUAGAUCCUGAAUCGUUUGAGACACAGUUCAGGUCAAUGUUUAUGAUGUGGUAUUCUUGUAAUGUAUUUAAAUACAGUUGGGAAUACUUAUUUGGAUUGAUUGAUCCAAUAUGUAAAAGUAACCAAAGACACGGGAUUUCUGGCCAUUCUGCAGGAUGGAGGAUUUGGAAUUAUGAAGAGUCGGUAUGCAUUCAAACUGCAGGUUUAUAUGCUGCCUCCAUCGAACUAAUGUCCAGUUUUAUGUUGCCUAAUGAAGUUACAUCGGUGGUAUCUGAUCUGUUAACUAACUGUGCAAAACAUAUAAAUUUCAAUCAGCUGCUGAAUAUCACUGGCGCCCUAGCUGUUACUUUACCUAGUGUUUACCGAUUUCCUCUGUUUAAAUUCUGCGUGACUCUAUUCAAUGACCCAAUUCUUUGUGACACCACACCUGAAUCGAAUCCAGUAGAUCCAGAAAAGAUGUUCACCUAUGUCUCUGAUAUAAAGUCUACUCAUAAUCUUAGUACCAAUACAAAAUGGCGUCGUUCAUCGAGAGCUUUACGUCAUAGAAAAUUGCUUGAUAAUAAUUUGACUUCUGUAGAUAAUAUCACCUCAGGAUCUGAAAUUACAUUUUCUAAGGACGAAACUACUACACCGCUAAAACCAUCAAAAGUCACUUUACACUUCUUCGAAAAAUAUCUUCCAUUAGAUCAGAAAACAGACUCUGAUUUAGCCAGUACACUUAGUAAUGAUGAUUGUAGUGUUGACUCGAGAUCACAUCAAAACACAGAAGCAAACCAAGCUCUAAAAGACAAUUUCAAUGACUCAAAAUUUUCAUCCGAUAUGAUGGAAUACCUAGUUAAAGCUAAUCUAUGGCAUUCAAUUUGGGCACAUGCUAAUACAACAUAUCUAGCAUCGUUACCUGGCAUUUUCGCAGAUCUCAUUUUACCAGAAUUGCACACUGAAGCUCAACUACUGAUGGCAUUUUAUCUGGUUGCACCAUUAAUGGGACCCUUGCACUCAGAGCGUCCAGCAAAAUUAGUUGAUCUAACUGCUGAACUGUACAGAGCUGUUUGGAAAGUUGACACCAUUUUAGCCAAAUCAAAUUACGAAAAAUCGGUUGAUUCAGAAGUUUCAAUGGUAGAUAUAAGUAAUUCAAAAAAAUUAGGCGAAAAUUUACCUUCAGAAACUGGUAUACCAUUAGUACAUGUUGAUACAAUAGCUGAUCUCUUGUAUCAUAUUAAAUAUAUGUACGUUGGAAAUGGCGUACUGGAUCAAGUUCGUCCACUACUGCCACAACUUCGACCAAGUUUACGUAAACGCCUCAAAUUCAUAUUACCUCAAGAUUCAACAGUAUCUCAGCAACAACAAAAUCCAAAUGAUUCCUAUCCAGUAUUUGAAGGGCGCAUAUACCGUGCAUCUGUUAAACCACCAACAUGUAACGGAGAUUUUUGAAUAUUGUACUUCAUAAUAAUAUUUUUGUCACUGUUUAAAAAUUCCAUUAUAUAUAUAUAUAUAUAUAUAUAUAUAUAUUAGUGAGAGGUAAAAACACUGCUUUAGUUUAUUUGCAUACCGAUGAAUCAGCUGUAUUUGUGAUGUAUUAUAAAAACUAUACUGUUUAUUUGUCCUUUCAGUUUAUUUUCACUCCUAAACAAUGCGUCUACCUAAAUCAAUAAAGUUUCAGCGGCAAUUGUAUUUGAUAUUACUGCCAAA